CGGUCACCGGUCACCGACUGAAGCUCAGCAGGCGUCGGCAAGCACAUGCCGAGAGCCUGAACACUAUAUCCUUCCUGCCUAGACCCAUCCAUGUCCCGAUCGCCGUCAGAGGAAGAUCCCAAAAAUUCUCCGCGCAACUCCAUCGUCAUCGAAUAUGACGGUGCUCGGACAUCGAUGGCAGUAUAUACAUGCGAACUCUGAUCCUAGGGAAUUCCAAUCGCUGUCGAGAGUGCCAGCAGCAGCUUCACUGAGAAGACAAGAAGCAGGUCAUUCGAUUGCCCUCAUCUGCUCCAAAGUCCUUAUACGCAAGGAUGUCAUUCGCGGGACAAGAUGGACUGAUCUCGCACGGACCGCCGCCCCGGGGUAAUGCUAAGACCGAUCAGCUGGAGCAAAGUACAUGGCGAGCACCUCGUGACGGUACAGUGCACGGCACGGUCUUCAACAAUGCGCCUGCGGACAACAUCGACACGUCCAUGAAAGCAGGCUUUCGUGGCCCCGUCACGAUCGCCGACAACGUUGCAAGAGAGCGCAUCUCCAACUUUGACCACGAGCGUAUUCCGGAGAGAGUCAUCCAUGCCCGGGGCACGGGACUGCACGGCUUCUUCAAGCUGCACACGAGCAUGGAGGAUGUCACUUGUGCAAAAGUCUUGACCGAAGUCGGCAAAGAGACGCCCAUGUUUGUCCGCUUUUCGACCGUCCUGGGAUCAGCCGGUGCAGCAGAGACCGCGAGAGAGGUCAGAGGCUUCUCAACGCGAUUCUACACCGAUCAGGGCAAUUGGGACAUCGUCGGAAAUAAUAUUCCGAUUUUCUUCAUCAACGAUGGUGUCAAAUUUGUCGACCUAAUCCACGCAGGCAAGCCAGAGCCUGGAACACACAUUCCACAGGCCCAAACAGCCCAUGACAAUUUCUGGGACUAUAUCUCGCUCACACCAGAAUCAUCGCAUAUGAUCGCGUGGAUCUUGUCAGACUAUACGAUCCCUCGAUCGUACCGUCACAUGCGAGGUGCCGGCGUCAACACGUUCACUCUCGUCAAUGCUGCCGGCAAGAGCUGCUUCGUCAAGUUCCACUGGAAGCCCCAUCUCGGUACCCACAGCCUUACCUGGGACGAAGCAUGGAAGCUUGGUGGUGUAGAUCCAGACUAUCUGCGCAGAGACCUGGCAGAAGCCAUCACCGCUAUCGAUAGUCAAGGUGCAGAGCCGCCCAUGUGGGAGCUCGGUCUUCAGAUCUUGCAAGAGGAGAACGAGCGCGACUUUGACUUUGACAUCCUAGACUGCACGAAGCUUUGGCCCGAGGAGCUUGUGCCGAUCAAAUACGUCGGUACGAUGACGCUCAAUAGACUGCCAACGAAUUACUUCGAGGAGACUGAAAAGGUUGCUUUCGGAACCUCGAACGUCGUCCCUGGAAUAGGAUUCAGCAACGAUCCGAUGCUGGCCUUCCGUAACUUCUCGUAUCACGACACUCAAUUGAUCAGGCUAGGCGGACCGAACUUCAACCAGAUUCCGAUCAACAAAUCACUUUGUCCUUUCAUCACGACAGCUCGCGAUGGCCACGGCGCGAACCAGAUCCGCGCCAUGCCCAACUACCAUCCGAAUCGAUUCGAUCUGCCCAAAGUCGGUCAGCAAGAUGGUCGCAACUUUGUGGAUGACAGCACGACUGUCGAUGAUCUCAAGAAGCUUCACAAUCCGAACGCGCUCACUUAUCCUCCUACUGAGGUCAAAGGCGCUCACGCCCGUCAGCGCCCCCGAUCGUUCGAGAAUUCCUAUAAUCAAGCUGCUCUCUUUUACAAUUCACUGAGCCCGAGUGAAAAGACUCGCUUGAUCGCCACAGCUCAUCACGAGCUCGGACGUUGCGAUGUUCGGAUCGUUCAAGAGCGCAUGAUCGCCCGCUUCAACGAGAUUGAUCACGAUCUAGCUGUCGAGGUCGCAGCUGGCUUUGGCAUCGAGGUUCCUGCAAGCAAGGGCAACGCCGCCAAAGGCAGAACGACUACUGGCUCGCUCCCCAUUUCGAUGCUUGAUUCCAACAAUACGUUUACAGCGAAGGGCCGCAAGAUCGCUAUGUUCUGCCUCGAUGGCUACGAUGGCUUGCAAGCAAAGGCGAUGAUGACUGCUCUCAUGGGCGCUGGUGUCAUUGUACAGGUCAUCGGCUCACGCAAGGGUCCUGCUUAUCCCAAGGGCGUUGAGAUGGGCAAUGAGAAGGCAGCCGGCGUGAUAUCAACCAACUUCACCCCCGAAUCAUGUCGCUCGCUUAUGUUCGACGCAGUUUUCUUCCCGUCUGGCGACGAGAAGUAUGUGAAGAGCCUCAAGUCUGGUCGGGUCACCCACUUUGCUCGCGAAGCCUUUGGCCAUUUCAAGGCAGUGGCCGCAGCUGGGACUGCGUGCACAUGGCUGAUGAAGACUGCUUUACUCGACAUCGAUGAUCCCACCGAGGGCAGCGUCAACACUUUCGAAUCGAAGCUCGGACUUGUCUUGUCGCCCAACCUGACUGAGCAGGACUCGUCAAUCUGGUCUACCAUCAAGGGUGUGGGCGAGUCCGCCAAUUUCGCCACUGCUUUUGUCAAUGCUAUCGCUGCGCAUCGGUGCUGGGAGCGCGAUGUCUCUUCAGUCGCAUACUGAGUGGUUGCCACUAUGCGGUUAUGACGAGUGUUGCGUGUUAAUAAUGCAAAGCGUUUGCGAAUAUGACUCAUCUCUGAUAAUCGAC
Messenger RNA from Mixia osmundae IAM 14324, 2697 nucleotides. RefSeq lists its product as uncharacterized. Bases 312 to 2612 code for a protein of 766 amino acids. NCBI's taxonomy places the organism in Eukaryota, Fungi, Basidiomycota, Mixiomycetes, Mixiales, Mixiaceae. The record is from RefSeq and is a predicted model, not a curated record. Gene Ontology annotation, molecular function: catalase activity; heme binding. Gene Ontology annotation, biological process: hydrogen peroxide catabolic process; response to oxidative stress. Gene Ontology annotation, cellular component: cytosol. The transcript is spliced from 4 exons.